UCCAAGGAGCGGUUGUAAAUUUACUGAACGCCUGUAGUUUUGUGGUUUAGUUAAAACCCCAAUAAAAUGUUGGAUGUUGAAGUUGUCCCCGAGUUAGGGAUACGUCAUAAACUUUGGGAGUUCGUUCUUGGGAUGCCCAUUCAACAAAUGAUUGACAUUCUACGAAAACAAGAUCAUACAAUUAAAAAUGUUGAUUUUUGGUAUAGUGAUAAGGAUCCUUUCAGCAUGAAUUUGGUAUUAGUGCUGCCUGCUGAUGGUGUGAAGUUCCAUUUUGACCCAUUUUUACAAAGACUAAGGAUCAUCGAAAUUUUUGAUUUGUCCUCCAUCACAUUACGGUAUUGGUCUCAGUAUUUUAAUAGUCCAUCUAUUCUACCAACAAUGCAGGAGGUUUUAAGAAUAUUCGGAUCCACAAAACCUCUGGCUCCAGCAGAGUCAGAUGGUGACUACCAAUUAACUUAUCGAGGUAUUACCUUCAUAUUGCGAAGGUUCUCUACUGGAAGUCGUGAAUCGAUUGAUUCCAAGUCUGAUCUGCUUGCUACACGAUUAUUUAUUUACCUGGGUAGUAAUUUAGCCGAAGCUAAGGUCCCAGUUGAAUUACCUAGUGCAUGCUAUUUACAAAAUGUUUUUCUUGAAAGGCUCGAAGUCAACAGAUCAGUCAAUUCAACUACAGACUUAACCUUACAUCUUGUUGCUCAAGAUUUAAAUGUGAACCCAACUCGUGAACCCCAGAUCCGUCGGUUCACUCGCUCUCUAACUUUUGGAGAUUCUGUUCAGGAUGUACUUUCAGCCUUAGGUUCUCCAAGUCGUGUAUUUUAUAAAACUGAGGAUAAAAUGAAAAUUCAUCUUCCUCAAUCGCACCGACUUGUGCAACCUAGAAAAUCGGAUUAUUUUUUCAAUUAUUUUUCACUUGGCUUGGAUGUAUUAUUUGAUGCCCAAACUCAUAAAGUAAUGAAAUUUGUUUUGCAUACAAAUCAACCAGGAGAGUAUACAUUUAACACAUAUUAUCGAUGUCUUUUUGAAAUACCGAUUCCCAUUGUAAAAUCAUCCAAAGAGAAUACAAAUAUUGAAACUGAUGAAACAGAUAAUUCACUAAAUGAAACAAAGUAUUUAGUAACGCCAUUCUCAAAGUGGUCUGAUGUCCGACAACAUUUAAUUUCAUCAAUGGAUACUGAACCAGUAGUUAUUUAUAGAGAAUCGAAACCACAACAGAAUCCUUUUGGUCCAACACAUGCAUAUGGUUAUCAGGAUAUUAUAUUUGAGAUUAUUCCAAGCAGUGAAUGUAUAGCAUCAGUGACACUAUAUACUCCAAUUCAUCUAUCUAAAACCUAG
This is a messenger RNA of Schistosoma rodhaini, 1329 nucleotides long. The record is from the annotation of a GenBank genome assembly. Lineage: Eukaryota; Metazoa; Platyhelminthes; Trematoda; Strigeidida; Schistosomatidae.